AGAUCAACCAUCGAACCAGCGGCGAUCAGUCUAACGCUGACCAGGUUGGCUUGGUGGUACGAAACACGAAACAGCUGUAAGGAGCAAAGGAACGACGGAUCGAACCAGACAUUGCAGGCGCAGGCACAAAAGCCCUCCAGAAGCACGAAAGCAACAGUUCUUUCGAAAACGAAAGUGAAGUGUGGUGACCGGAGCUUCCAGUUGUCGAGACACGUGCCGCAGUGCAAUACUAUCGGCGCCUAAUUGCGAACUCAAAGAUGAAACUGUGCGCACUCCUCCUGCUGGCCGUGCUCGGCUGUGCCCGUGCCGAGCAGUUCGAAGGAUACUUCUAUCCGAAACCAAGCUGCCCACUGCCCGAAACCGUCUACAUCACGCGGACGGAAACGGACUACCAGCGCUACACGGAAACCGUCGCCUCGCCGGUGUACGGUGACGAGCAGACGGUUGUGUCCUCCGUCUACAUUACGAGCACCCAGACGGCAACCGUGCCCGUGUACCAGACGCUGACCAGUACCGCUACCUACACGGUAACGCCGCCGCUGCAGCCGGCCCAAACGGUGUACAACACGGUCACGCUACCGCCGAUCGUUUCCACCACGACCGUUGUCACGGCGACGCCCGUCUACCGCACGCAGACGGAAACGCGCACCGUUACUCAGCCGCCCGUAACGCUUCCGCCGCAGGUCAUCUACUCGACCGUGCAGCUUCCGCCGGUAACGCGUACCGAAACGUCCGUCUACACCACCACGACGCCCGUCAUCCAGACGGUGCAGGACUAUCGUACCGUAACGCUGCCGCCCGUAACGCUUCCGGCCCAAACGAUCUACUCGACCGUCCAGCUGCCGCCGGUAACGCGCACGGAAACGUCCGUCGUUACGCGCACGAGCCAGGUCGUGUCGACGGUGCGCGACACCGUGACGAUCCCGCCGGUAACGCUUCCGGCACAAACCAUCUACUCCACCGUACAGCUGCCGCCGGUGACGCGCACCGAAACCUCCGUGUACACGACGGCCACUCCCGUCUACCAGACCGUUACCGAUACGCGCACGGUAACGCUGCCGCCCGUCCAGGUGCCAGCGCAGACGAUCUACAGCACCGUAACGCUGCCGGCCGUUACGCGCACCGUCAGCUCGGUCUACACGCAACCGGGCGGCUACCAGACGGUGUACGUUACCCAGACCGAGGUGCAGCGCGAUCAGGUGCAGGCCCAAACGAUCUACAGCACCGUCACGCUGCCCGCCGUUACGAAGACCUUCUGUGCGCCGACCUAUCUACCGCCGCAGAAUACGCUCGCCGCCUACAACCAGGGGCGCUACACGAACGGACUCUUUUAAGCGGAAGCUCACGAGCACAAACACAAACACAAACUUAAGUAAAUAAACUAAAACCCCCCGUGAAA
Anopheles merus is the source of this 1399-nucleotide messenger RNA. RefSeq names its product agglutinin-like protein ARB_02240. The coding region runs from base 258 to 1334 and encodes 358 amino acids. The record is from RefSeq and is a predicted model, not a curated record. The transcript has 2 exons. NCBI's taxonomy places the organism in Eukaryota, Metazoa, Arthropoda, Insecta, Diptera, Culicidae.